This is a messenger RNA of Populus euphratica (Euphrates poplar), 1774 nucleotides long. RefSeq names its product Major facilitator superfamily protein. The transcript is spliced from 4 exons. Gene Ontology annotation, biological process: transmembrane transport. Bases 201 to 1691 code for a protein of 496 amino acids. Lineage: Eukaryota; Viridiplantae; Streptophyta; Magnoliopsida; Malpighiales; Salicaceae. Gene Ontology annotation, cellular component: membrane. The record is from RefSeq and is a predicted model, not a curated record. Gene Ontology annotation, molecular function: transmembrane transporter activity.
CUGAAGAAGAUUUGAAUAUUCCAUUUAUACCUUAUCGAUUUUUUGUCCGAAGUAUAAAUAUUGGCUUUAGCUGGCUCUUAUAGGCUGUAAAGAAAAGGGAAGUUUGUUAACUGGGGUCCAAGAUCCGCCAUAGUUGCUAACGAUUUAUUACUCUUCCUCUUUUAUAGGAAGUCAACGGCUCUAUCGAGGUUUCUUGAUUGAUGGGCCUUAAACAGACCCAUCACAGAUUUGGUUCUUCUUCCCUUCGAGCGCCAUUCAAGUCUUUGAUUCCCAGAACUAUUGAUCCCAUGAAAGGAAGAAAGAUUUUGGGGGUUUCUCUUUCUAUCUUUCUUAUAAACAUGGCUGCUAUAAUGGAGCGUGCUGAUGAAAAUCUCCUUCCUGCUGUUUAUAAAGAAGUUAGUGAAGCUUUUAAUGCUGGACCAUCUGAUCUGGGGUAUCUUACUUUCAUAAGGAACUUUGUGCAGGGACUGUCAUCACCAUUGGCAGGUAUUUUAGUAAUAAACCAUGCCCGUCCCACAGUUCUUGCAAUGGGAACUUUGUGUUGGGCCUUAUCAACUGCUGCAGUGGGUGCAAGCCAGCAUUUCUCGCAAGCUGCAUUCUGGAGAGCAGUAAAUGGCUUUGGGCUGGCAAUUGUAAUACCAGCAUUGCAAUCUUUCAUUGCCGAUAGCUAUAAGGAUGGCGUGAGGGGUACUGGAUUUGGAUUGCUAAGCUUUAUUGGUAACUUGGGUGGUAUAGGCGGUGGUGUUCUGGCAACAGUUAUGGCUGGUCAGCAGUAUUGGGGUGUACAAGGAUGGCGUUUUGCCUUCAUCAUGAUGGCAUCAUUGAGUUUACUAAUAGGGUUACUUGUUUUCUUAUUUGUGGUUGAUCCAAGGAAAACAAUUGGUGUCAACCGUGACAUCAGUGAGAAUUUUGAAAGAGAUGAACUGGUAGAAAAGGGAAAUUCUCAUGAAUUAUCAAUUUGGACAGAGUCCUGGACAGCAACAAAAGCUGUUAUGAAAGUGAAAACAUUUCAGAUAAUUGUCCUGCAGGGCAUUGUUGGUUCCCUGCCAUGGACUGCAAUGGUGUUUUUUACUAUGUGGUUUGAACUGAUUGGUUUUAAUCAUAACAAAACAGCAGCUCUCCUAAGUUUCUUUGCUGUUGGGUGUUCAUUGGGGUCCCUCCUUGGUGGCAUAAUAGCUGAUCGGAUGUCACAUAUUUACCCUCACUCUGGCCGUAUCAUGUGUGCCCAGUUUAGUGCUUUCAUGGGCAUCCCAUUCUCUUGGUUUCUCCUCAACGUGAUUCCACAAUCAGUAAGCAGCUAUUUCACCUUUGCUGUUACCCUUUUCAUGAUGGGCCUAACAAUCAGCUGGAAUGGUACUGCUGUUAAUGCCCCAAUAUUCGCUGAGGUGGUGCCUGUAAAACACCGGACUAUGAUUUAUGCAUAUGAUCGUGCUUUUGAAGGAUCGUUCUCUUCUUUUGCGGCUCCACUGGUCGGAAUCCUUUCAGAGCAGAUGUUCGGUUAUGAUUCAAAGUCUGUUGAUCCAAUUAAAGGUUCUGUACGAGAAGCUUCUGCACUGUCUAAAGGGCUUCUUUCGAUGAUGGCAAUUCCAUUUGGUUUGUGUUGCUUGUUUUACACCCCAUUGUAUAUAUUUUUUAGGCAAGACCGUGAAAAUGCAAGAAUGGCGGGUUCAAAAGCAUUAGAGAUCAUGUAAGAAGCCUUUUCAGAAUUUCCACCAUGCAACAUUUUUUUCAUGAAGCGUUUUUUUCGAGGAUUCAUAAUUCUGUGCAUUUCACU